Acanthoscelides obtectus is the source of this 1039-nucleotide messenger RNA. The record is from the annotation of a GenBank genome assembly. NCBI's taxonomy places the organism in Eukaryota, Metazoa, Arthropoda, Insecta, Coleoptera, Chrysomelidae.
AUGCAACAGGAUUGCGUGAGCAUUUUGAGGUUAGGUGUAAGAAAAUACCGCAUAACCGUCGUAAGCAAAGUGUGCAAAAUCUGUGAAGUAUUUUUUUACGAAUUGCAUUUGUUUUGUCAGUUAAAAUCUCGGUUAAAAUAUUCUCUAAGCGCUCUGUAUCAAGUUCAAGAUAAUUACUUAUUAUGGAAUCUCAUAUUGACCAUCAAGAUGGCGCUAGCGAUGUUGACAUUCAUCUCAGAGAUCAUGAGGGUGAUAACGAGGAUAACAAUUUUUUUAAAGAAGCUGAAUCUACAUUGAGCGUUAAAAUACCACCAACUUUAAAAAAUUUAUUAUCUGCCUGUGGAUUUGAAAACGAAUCAAUAUUUGCAACUAUUAAUGACGAUAACAUCGCUAAUAUUGAACAAUUUGCUCAAAAUGAGUUGCACCAAAUUAUUGGUAGAGAAGAAUAUCCAAAAUUUUAUGGUAUUUAUUGCAAUAAACCGACGUUAUUUAAAAUACCCAUAGGACAUAAGAAUAUGAUCACUUUGCUCAAAGAUUUUUGCGUAAAAAGGCAAGCUGAAAAAAAGGCAGUUAAAAGAAUGAUGCGACAGCCAGAGCAAAAUAAAACAAAACGCAAAAAAUAUCGUUAUUCCCUAGGUGAUUCCUCGAGUAAUUCCUUCACAUCAACGCAGGAAAACUUCCAAAAAAACGUGAGUGGAAUACGUUCCUGUGAAUCUGAUGCUGGUUUCGAAGAUCCAAACGAAAAUCGAGGCGAAAAUCUCUCCGAGGUGAGCUCCGAGGAUACCUCCAAAUAUGGAACAGAAAAUAAAAUUUUAGAAACAAUCCACCAGUGGGCAAAACGCAAGACGGAUGAGGAACAGUGGAAUCGAUUAAAAAGUUUUCUUAGAAAUAUUUCGGUUCGGUUUAUAGCAGAUGGACAAAAAUGUAUUAUUUCUUGCUUUUGCGGAGCUACGUACACUAUUUCCAAAUUCUUCAAAAGAAAUUCUAAAUGUGAACGAUGGAUUUAUUCCAAUUUUCAGACACACCUGUUAAAAAAGCA